AGAUGCCGUCAACCUCCGCCGGGCCGGAGCCGCCUUCCGCCCCACGCGGAGUCCUGGCGGAAGGAAUUCGUCGGGUGGCCGAAGGCUUCUCACGGUUCCGUGGAGGUCGCAUCGGUCCAGAUAGGCUCUGGAUAUGUAACAACUGCAUGGAGAAGAUCAGGUGCUUUAACGAUGUUUCACUACGACUUUCAAGUGUGUUUUCUUCAAGUGUUGAGGUAAUUCAUUUCAAAGUUGGUGUUCUUUUUGGCUAUCAAGUUGGUGUUCUUUUUGGCUAUGAAAUGCUGUGACCGGGCAGAUUCAAAGCUCCAACAGAGUUGGUCAGUUGGUCAAUGUUUUGCUUUUCCAGGCAGUACAAGGUUGGAACGAGAGCAGACCAUGACAUGGAACAGUUCUAUCAGGUGACCUCGGAGCCCUUCAUGGCUUAAGAAACCCCUAGGCAACUAGAGCCGGGCGACUGCGAGCCCCCCCAUGGAAGUUGGCGAAUGGACUCGGCUGGAAUGCAAAGGUGAGCUGCUACCUGCUCGAUGGUUGCACUCCUGCAUUCUCUGGGGGGAUGAACUGGUGAUCUUCGGAGGUAAGGGCGACAGCUACAUGGGAGACCUCUGGAGCUUGGAUCUAAAAACUCAAAUCUGGAAGCAGCUGAAGCCCAAGGGCCACCCCCCAACGCCUCGCUACGGCCACUCGGCCAUCCUGUGGAACUCCGGCAUGAUCCUCUUCGGGGGAUACGACGGUGGUCGUUGGCUCUCCGACACGUUCCACUUGGAUCUGCGGUCGUUGGAGUGGUCUGAAAAGGUCCCGACCGGCGAGGUGCCUAAAGGACGGGACGAGCAUUCAGCGGUGCUUUGGGGCGAUGCGAUGUUGAUGUUUGGUGGAACUGGCGGAGGAGGAGGAAAGUUCUUGAACGAUACCUGGACGUGGAACCUCCGCUCUGGAUUGUGGCAACAGCUGGUCCCUAAGGGUGACAUGCCAGCGGGAAGAUGUGCCCACUCUGCAGUGCUGUGCAACGACCGCAUGGCGGUCUUCGGUGGACUUGGCAGCGCACUCACCGUCCUUAACGACGUGUGGAUGUUCAGUCUAGAAACCCAUCGAUGGGAGCGCUUCAACUGCGAGGGCCACGUGCCGGAGGGACGCUGCAGACAUUGCGCCGUGAUGUGCGAUGACCACAUGGUGGUCUUUGGUGGAGCUGGCCGCAAAAACCACUUCGACACGUGUAGUUUGCACCUAAGAACCGGAGCCUGGACUCUCCAUCAAGACAAAGCUGACCAUCCACCCGGCCAUCGCUUGCACACAGCAGUCCUUUGGAAAGACAAUCUGGUCACCUUUGGUGGUGUGGACGCCUCUGGCAAUGGUCAGCACAGCACCUGGAGCCGGGAGUUCAUCGCCACGUCCGCCGAAGCCAUGUUCGCAACCGCCGUCACCCCGCCGUCGCCCACGUCCUCUCUGCGCCACUGCGGCAGCUCGCUGGGACGCGAGGCGCUGCCUCCGACGCCGCGACAGGACACGGAGAUCCUGGCGGCCAUGCGUGGUGUGGACCUCGCCGAGGUGCUCGAGGCCUGCGCGGCGAUGGCGGCGCUACCGGAGAACGCCGGGGUUCAAAAAUGGGGCUGUAUCAAGCUGACACACUGCACAGACCACGAGACGCUGGCAGCUGAUGCGCUGCAGCUCGUGGUGGCAGCGCUCAGGACGCAUUGGACCAAUCCGCAGGUUCAAGACUGGGCUUCCCGGGCUUUGGCGACUUUAUGCUCCGGCAUGGACCGCGCCUCUUGCGCGCGGAAGGAGGAGGCCGUGGCCGAGGGAGCCCUGGAGGCUCUGGUGAAGUCCGCCCGGUCUAAAGAAGUGACCGUCAAGCGCUCCGCCAUCGGCGCCUUGGGCACAUUGUGCUGCGGUGAAGACGUGGGUCGUCCGCAGCGGGUGAUGCGAGCGCUGGAAGCUCAAGCACUAGAGAUCCUGCAGCAGACGCUGAAGACGGACGACUCCUCCAGGACGAAUCGCGGCCAGCGGUCCGAAGACCACGGCGGUCCACGGUCGAGGCGGAGACGCAGAAGUGGUCCUCCGGUGUUGGGGCACGGACGGACCAUCCGGAAGGUCUUCGCUGCUCUGGCGCAGUUGAUGGAAGCCGCUCCCGAAGAGGUCUCCAGUGGCGAGACGCUGGAGUUGGUCGAGAAAGCGAUGGCCGUUCGACAUGACAACCUGGAGAUUCAACAGGUUGGUCGUCACAUCCAACAGGUGGCCGUGCCGCGUGACUGCGCCAAAGAGAAGCCCAGCUAUUGGUCUGGGCGAGCGACAGACGCGUCGGGCUGGAGCGUUUGCCCCGUGACGGAUGCGACCACGUUGAAUGCGCUGAGAAAGAUGUUCCUCGUGGACCACCCCGAGGACCUCGGUAAGGGCAGGGAUGCAGACAAGUAUUCCUGGGAAUACGAUAACCUGCAGAUCCACUACGCCUGGCGUGUGGAGCAUGAAGAUUGCUGGGACCUCUAUGCCAUUGAAAGAGCAAAGACUCAAAAAAUGCUCAGACGUCUUCGGCAGCAGGGCGUGCCCAUAUCACCA
Messenger RNA from Durusdinium trenchii, 2547 nucleotides. NCBI's taxonomy places the organism in Eukaryota, Dinophyceae, Suessiales, Symbiodiniaceae. The record is from the annotation of a GenBank genome assembly.